Molecule: messenger RNA, 1104 nt
Organism: Fulmarus glacialis (Northern fulmar)
Lineage: Eukaryota; Metazoa; Chordata; Aves; Procellariiformes; Procellariidae
Gene: CCIN
Product: calicin
Molecular function (GO): protein binding
Source: RefSeq, a predicted model, not a curated record
AUGUGUGAGCUUAAAGAGGUGGUGAACAGUGCAGGGACUAUGCACGGACUUGUGCAUACUUCAGAACUCAUGCCCAGCUCCUGUCAGAUACAUGGCAGGCUCUUCAAGGAGGACGACCUCCAUGUACAGAAUGACAACCAGCCUUUCCUGGCCCUGAUCUAGAAAGUGAAAUUCAGGAAAGAAGAAAGAAUGGAAAUGAUUUUGAGUGACAGGAAGCAAGAAUGUGCUCGAAGACUGCUUCUUUUCCAGAGAAAGGGGACAUUAAUUGUCUCUAUAAUGAUUUUAGGAGGCCAGAAAGAGGAUGUAAGAUUUAAUGAUGAGGGUUUUGCUUAUACUUUUGAGCUUACAUGUUUUGCAUACAUGUGGCUGAAACUGACAGAGAUGCCAUGAAAAGCAGCUCCUAGUGCAACAUCAGCAGUUAGUGUCACUGGAGGAAUAGCAGACCAGAUUACUACCUCAAAGACACCUCAGAGACGUGACAUAGAAAACAAUUCCUGGGCUGAGGUAGUGCCUAUAGGUUUAGUCUUCCACAUCAUGGUGACCCGUGGAGGAAUAGUGUACUCCCUUGGGGAUUGUGCUGAUGCAAGGAAAUAGGUCUCUAACUCUUGCAAGUAUGGUAAUGAGAGGAAAGAGAACUGGACUCUGACUGGGAAAAUAAAUAUUCCUAUGAAUGCUACUGCCUUGAUCACCAUAGGAAAAGUCAAGUUAAUUUAUAUUGUGACAAGGCAGCUGAAUGGGUGCUUCCCAUAUGUUCAGAUGGUAGAUUACUUUGACACUCAGACAGGGAAAGUGCUGCAAUACCUCACGUUGCAUACUGAAUUCAACCAUAAACCUGUUGUUGUCUUUUCCACCGGAGAACAUCCUGACUGUGCACAGCUCCAAAAAAAUUUUUUGGAUAUCAACUUGCAGAAAAAGAUGAGCAAAUUCAUGAACAUUGUUGUGAUAUUACCAAAUACCUGCACUUUACAUUUGUUGCAUGCACUGUGCUCAGUUGGAGACCACAAGGAGGUCCCUCCUGAAUAUUCUCUCAGUCCAAAUACCUUCUGACUACACCAGAAAACAGAGAAAUGGGAAAAUUCUGGUAGAUUCUUCAGAAGUUGUUGA